Ceraceosorus bombacis is the source of this 1537-nucleotide messenger RNA. Lineage: Eukaryota; Fungi; Basidiomycota; Exobasidiomycetes; Ceraceosorales; Ceraceosoraceae. The record is from the annotation of a GenBank genome assembly.
AUGUCAUCUACCGCAGGCAAGCCCAUUCAUUGCAAAGCCGCUGUGGCUUGGGAAGCUGCCAAGCCGCUCAGCAUCGAAGAUGUCGAAGUGGCACCUCCCAAAAAGGGAGAGGUACGCGUCAAGGUGACCUACACUGGUCUUUGCCACACCGUGAGCGUGUUGAAGUUGUGAGCGUCAGUAGAGAGAGCUGGGCUGACCAGCUCGAGACGGCUACCUCGACCGCACAGGACGCGUACUCACUUUCUGGCAGCGACCCAGAGGGUGCUUUCCCAGUGAUUCUCGGGCACGAGGGUGCUGGAUUCGUCGAGAGCGUCGGUGAAGGAGUCACGGAAUUCAAGGAAGGAGAUUCGGUAAGCGUGCUGGCUGCGUCGCUUGCUGACGCGUUUGCUCGGUCUGACAGACAAGACGCUGCGCCCGUUUGUCAUCAGGUCAUCCUCCUUUACACGGCCGAGUGCAAGCAGUGCAAGUUCUGCAAGAGCGGCAAGACGAACUUGUGCCAAGCUGUCAGAGCGACGCAAGGCCAAGGAGUGAUGCCGGACAAGACGGUGCGCUUCAAGGUCAAGGGCCAAGACAUCAAGCACUUUAUGGGCACAAGCAGCUUCAGUCAAUACACGGUAGUGUCGGAGCAUUCCUUGGUGUCCGUCGACAAGAAGGCGAACCAGCAAAAGACGUGCCUGCUUGGUUGCGGCGUCACCACCGGAUUUGGUGCUGUGACCAACACUGCCAAGGUGGAAGAGGGAGCCACAGUGGCUGUCUUUGGUGUCGGAUGCGUGGGCUUGGCCGUCAUCGAGGGCGCCAAGGCCCGGAAAGCGUCCAAGAUUAUCGCUGUGGAUAUCAACGACGGCAAAGAGUCUUGGGCCAAAAAGUUUGGAGCGACCGACUUUGUCAACUCCAACAAAUUGGGAGAUCAAAGCGUAGUGGAGAAGCUCGUGGAGCUGACAGACGGCGGAUUGGACUACACCUUUGACUGCACGGGCAACGUCAAGGUCAUGCGCGCUGCGCUCGAAGCUUGCCACAAGGGUUGGGGUGUCAGUACCGUCAUUGGUGUGGCAGCAGUGAGUACGCCGGUCUCAAUCGAGAGCACUCGAGCUACAGACGUUGAUGCGCGCUUUGGACUGCGACACCUUCAGGCGGGCCAAGAGAUCUCUACGAGGCCCUUCCAGCUUGUCACUGGUCGCAAGUGGCAAGGAUCGGCCUUUGGUGGCGUCAAGGGCAAAACUGAGCUUCCAGCAAUGGUCGACGCAGUGAGUGAUGGCAAAGCCGCCGACUGUUUCCCCCUGGCCUGCAGCCUAACCUUGGCUCCAUCGAGCAUCCGCAGUACACUGAUGGCAAGUCGCCCAUCAAGCUGGAUGACUACGUCACUCACGAGACUACUCUGUCCGAGCUACAAAAGGGCUUCGACUACAUGAAGGCCGGAGACUGCAUUCGAUGUGAGUUGAUAGAGGUUUGCCCAAACUUUUGCUGAGCUGCUCGUGGUUUCGCGCCCCUAACGUUUCCCUCUGCUUGCGCCACAGGCGUCGCCGACAUGUCCAAGUGA